Hymenoscyphus albidus is the source of this 1870-nucleotide messenger RNA. The record is from the annotation of a GenBank genome assembly. NCBI's taxonomy places the organism in Eukaryota, Fungi, Ascomycota, Leotiomycetes, Helotiales, Helotiaceae.
AUGCUCGCCUAUCAGCGUCUCGUUUACCAACAAGUCUACGAGUACAUCGUAUGGAUAUUCAACAUUUUUGAUAUGGUAAUGUACUGUCCAGCUACUCUCUCUACCCAAAUGUUCAAAACUACACGUGGCAAGCGCAACAAAAUGCCUCCCUUUGAGACAUGCAAUGCCAGAAUUGCUUUUUCAGGAACUCAGGGGAAUGCGGCUGAUAUCACCAAAGUGGUCUCUAUCUAUAUGCAAAGAGGCUAUGAAGGUAAGAAUUGUCUUUCCUUCCAUGUUUUUCGUGCAAUUCCAAGCCCCUUGUGAAGGUAUAUCGAUAUGAUUUCUUCUCGAUUUCUCCUUCGUAUCUCUCUCGUUCUCACCCUCGGGCUGUUUGUCAUCUUUCAAUUCCCUCAUACCCGUGAAAUACCAAAGGCCAGCUAUAGGAAGGUAUAUCAAACCGCAGUGAUCGGCCGUAAAGGAGUCUUUGCACAAGCUAUCGCAGAUACAGAUAUUGACGGACCGUUCGAUGGGAGUUCGUUGAAAGAGUUGUGCCAGAAUACGAGAUGGACGCCAGGCUUGAUCUUCAAAUGUGAUCCGCCGACCGGUGGAGUGGGUAUUGUGCGAAAUAUCUAUCUCAACUGUCUACGCUUUGCGAUCGAAGCAGGAGGUUUGCAUCCCACUCCUUGCCGGUCCUUCACUGGCAUAGCUAACAAUAACAGCAACCUCAUUCAUAAUCCCCGAAAUGAUAGCCAGCAGAAAACUCCCAGACCUCGCCCAGGGUAACAAGCAAACCCUCCUACAUGCAAAUCCACCCCAAUCAUUCGAACGCUUCUUCGACCUCGAACACUUUACCCACUCCCUGCGCACCACAUGUCCCGAUAUCCGGACAAUUUCACAUCAAAACGAAUUGUGGGAUAAACCAUCCACCGCGGUACCCCUCCAACUCGACCCCUUCGAACUAAGUGGCCCGAAUAUCGGCGAUGUGAUCCUCUCCUCACCAGAGAAAUGGGCGGAAAGUUUUCGGGAUUGGUUAAACAAAAGCCACCUCAAGCCCUAUAGCGAGGAGAAGCCAGUGGUGGUUACGAUCAUGAAUCCACUUCUCCAAUUGCCUCUCGGGUAUGAUGAGCCACGAUUUGUGGCGAAUUUCGGGAAGGUGUUGAGGUUUAGUGAGGAUGUAAGGAGGCUUGCUGGGACGGUGGUAUUUGCUUUGAAUCAAAGGUUUGGGUUUGGCAUCCAUCCUGAUCGUGGGGGUGUGCAGGAGCAUUACUAUUAUGGUGCGCAUUUGAGGACUGAGGGGGAUGCUACGAGCGCAAAUUGGACGGGUUAUGAGGAUCAGGCUGAGAAUUACCUUGAGGCUGCGAAGUCGUCCGGUUUGAAAGUUGUUUAUCUUACGACUGGGAAUGAUCGGGAUAAAAUACGUUUUGCGAAGGAUGCUGCGAACUCAAGUGUAACAGUUGCCACAAAGGAAGACCUCUUGAAUGCGCACGGCUUCGAGAAGGAAUUUCCUGAAAUGCAAAAUCUGGGUUGGGAACAAAAAUUGUUGAUCGACUACCAAGUUCUGUUACGAAGCAGCAUCUUCGGGGGCACGCAUGAGAGCAGCUUUUCUUGGAAUAUAGCUAUGCGGAGACAUGUUUUGGCAGGUGAUGGGAGUUGGAUACCUAAUGGUAAUAAGACUGCUUCUCACGAGCGUAGCAAGGGAAGACGUAGUGAGGGAAUACGAUGGAACGAUAAGAUGGGUAAAGAGGGCUUGGAAAAGGGGGAACUUUGGAAAUCAAUCAUUUCUGAGCAUCUCCAGGACAAGGAAGAAAGACAGAGUUUCCGCGAUGGAUUGAGCACUAUUUUUGGCCCCGUGAGCGAGGGGAGGGUCUUUGGACUGGCUGUUUGGCCCUGA